UAGAAAUGCAUUAAUAUAUGAAAACAGUUUACAAGGGAAAUAAACAACAACAAUAUAUAAUCAAAAGACGAAAGGUUGAUGGUGGAAGAAGCUCAAGUCCAAAGCGGUAUUCCCCGAGCAAUUGAUGACGAAGAGAGGGACAACAAUGCCCAUUUAGCCAAUCACCGAAUUAGCAAUUUCCUGUUCUCUGGCUCUCAUCUUCUUCACACCUAAUUUAUUCAGAUACAAAGAGCUUUAUCUUGUCAAAUUGAAUCACAUCACUUAAACAUCUUUUGAGAAUAUCAGGAGAAAUAACUCCAGGCUGAAAAUGUGUACUCCUCAAUGCAUAAUUGAGAAGUGGGAGGUCUAGCCCGUGAUGAAGCGAUCAAAGCAGGGAAAUAUGUUCUUCACUACACGAAGAACCUCGGGGAAGUGCGAGCUAAAAUGAGAGAUCUUGUCGAUCGUAUGGAAAUAACCGAAAGAAAAGUUGGUGAGGCCAAGGAUCGCGGUGAAAAGAUUGAAAAACAUGUUUUGCACUGGCAACAAUACGCGGACAAGUUGAAAAAUGAUAUUGAGCGACUUAUCGAGGAAAGUACUACUAAUGCCAACAUGCGUUGCAUUGCAUGCUCAUGUCCUAACAUCAUGUGGCGGUACAAAUUGAGCAAACAGGUGGAAGAGAAGAUAGGCAAUGCCAAUAAACUCAUUGAGAAAAACGAUAAAUUCAAAGAAAUUUCCCACCCUAGGCCGCGUCCUUCAGGACUUGAAUCUCUAUCCGACAAGAAUUACGUUAACUUUGAUUCUAGAGCAUCAAUUUUCAAGGGUAUUAUGGAUGCAUUAAGAGAUUCAAGCAUUAACAUGAUUGGUGUAUUUGGCCUAGGUGGGGUCGGUAAGACCACAUUAGUCAAGGAGGUGGGGGAACAAAUGCGAAGAGAUGGAACUUUUAAGCAAGUUGCAAUAGCAGUUGUCUCUAAGGAUCUCAACGUGAAGGAAGUACAAUCAAGAUUGGCUGGCAGCUUAAAUUUCAAAUUCAAGGCCAUGGCGGAUGAUCAAGAGGGAAGAGCAAAUGAAUUGUGGAAUAAAUUCACAAACGGGGAUGAAUAUCUCAUCAUAUUAGAUGAUAUAUGGGAAGAAGUGAAAAUGGAGGCAAUAGGUAUUCCUUGCACGAAUUGCAAAGUUGUGUUAACAUCUCGAAAUGAAGAUUUGUUGUCUACCGUAAUGGAAGUCGAUAGAAAUUUCUCAAUCGCAAUACUAUCGAGUGCCGAUGCAUGGACACUAUUCACGAAGAAGGUGGGAAAUUCUAUCCAGUCUCAGCCAGAAAUAAAUUCUCUUGCAUACGAAGUGUGCGAACGAUGUAAAGGCUUGCCGGUCGCCAUAAAUGCACUUGGUGAAGCAUUGAAAGGUAAGCAAGAACACGCAUGGAAGACAGCACUCGAUAAGCUGGACAAGUACAUGCUCACAAAAAUUGAGGGCAUUAACCCAAGUGUAUUGGCCUCCUUGAGGGUGAGUUAUGAUAUGUUACAUUCCGUGGAUGCAAAAUCUUGUUUCUUGCUCUGUUGUUUGUUAGCUAAGGAUGCGGAGAUUCCUAUUGAUGAAUUGAUGAGACUCUGCGUUGCUAGGAAUUUGCUCGAUCAAAACCCAUGUACACUUGAUAAAGCAAGAAACGCCGUGCGCACAGUGGUUGAUACCCUAAAAUCAGCUUCUUUGUUGACAACCGGCGGCCAUGAAACUAUUGUCAAAAUUCAUGAUGUCAUAAGAGAUGUUGGUAUCUCAAUUGCACGCGAGGAAGAAGCAUUUCUGGUAGAUCACGGUGCCCUUCGAUGGCCGCGGAAUCCCACAAACGGGCCAUCGUACAAAGCAAUGUCAUUAAAUUUCAAAAAUAUUAAAGGGCUUCCCGACGGGUUGGUAUAUCCACAACUCCACACCUUAAUGGUUGACAAUACCAAACUUUCUGAUCUUGAAGUUCCCGACAAUUUUUUCAACGGGAUAACGCAACUUGUGGUGCUAACUUUUACUCGAAUGCGAAUGCGGCGACUCCCGUCAUCACUUGCGAAAUUGACAAACCUUCAGCUGCUAUAUCUGAAUAGAUGCAAGUUGGCAGAUAUUGCUAUAAUUAAGGACCUGAAGAGUAACCUUGAAGUGCUUAGCCUUCGGGGUUCUAGUAUUAAGGCGUUACCACCAGAGAUCGAACAGUUGACUAGUCUACGGUUGCUAGAUCUCCUAGAUUGUGACGAACUCAUGGUGAUUCCACGAGGUGUCAUAUCCAAUAUGACUAGCCUAGAGGAAGUGUACUUUCCAAAAGGAUUUGAGAAAUCGGAGGCCAAAAUAGAUGAGCAACAAGACACGAGCAGCAGAGACAAUUCGACCCUCGAGGAGCUAAGGGCGUCAUUGGCUAAUGUUCAAUUAACCACUUUACAUAUCCAUGUACCAAAUGUCGAGCCACUACCCAAGGAGGACCUAAAUAUUUGCUAACGUGAAGGGAUUUAGGAUAUCAGUGAGUUCCCCAUUUGAAUUUCUGG
Molecule: messenger RNA, 2495 nt
Organism: Rhododendron vialii
Lineage: Eukaryota; Viridiplantae; Streptophyta; Magnoliopsida; Ericales; Ericaceae
Product: disease resistance protein At4g27190-like
Exons: 2
Coding region: 424-2448 (674 amino acids)
Molecular function (GO): ADP binding
Source: RefSeq, a predicted model, not a curated record